CUAGAAAAGAAGCAAAAGAGCCAAAAGUGGAAAAACGUGUGGUGGAUCUCUUUCAGUCUUCGUCUUCUUUCCUUGUUCCUCCAACAUGUUCGACCCUUCACUGUUCACUCACUACUCUCCACUUCUCUCGCUUCUUUCCCAAAGUAGCUAUCUUUACGAAGAUCCAUGUCUCUUCUGAUCAGAUCCUCCUACGUUUCUCACCUCACUCUCUACCAACCUAGAAACUCAAAAUCAUCCUCUUUCACCAAUCAAAUCUCCUUCUUCUUCUCGUCUUUUAAUCACAACCCUUUUGUCAAUUUGGUCAAUAAACGAAACCCAACAAUAAUGCAAUCUGUUUCUUCUUCUUCUUCUUCUUCUUCGAAAAUGGCUGUUAAGAGCUCCUUGAUUGAUCCAGACGGUGGUGAAUUGGUGGAAUUGAUUGUACCGGAAUCUGAGAUUGGGGCCAAGAAAGCUGAAUCAGAGACGAUGCCGAAAGUGAAGCUGACGAAGAUUGAUCUUGAGUGGGUACAUGUGAUUAGCGAAGGUUGGGCUAGUCCUUUGAAAGGGUUCAUGAGAGAAGAUGAGUAUUUGCAAAGUUUGCAUUUUAAUUCUCUUAGGUUACAAAAUGGGACUUUUGUCAACAUGUCGCUUCCUAUUGUUCUUGCCAUUGAUGAUGAGACCAAAGAACAGAUCGGAUCAUCCCAAAAUGUUGCUCUUGUUUGCCCCCAAGGUGAUAUCAUCGCUUCUCUCCGAAGUAUAGAGAUAUACAAACACAACAAGGAAGAGAGGAUAGCUAGAACUUGGGGAACUACUUCUCCAGGAUUGCCUUAUGUGGAAGAAUACAUUACUCCAUCUGGAAACUGGCUCAUUGGUGGCGAUUUAGAAGUUUUUGAGCCGAUUAAGUAUAACGAUGGGCUUGAUCAUUACAGGCUCUCUCCCAAACAGCUUAGGAAAGAGUUUGAUAAUCGUCAGGCUGAUGCUGUGUUUGCAUUCCAGUUAAGGAAUCCUGUGCACAAUGGACAUGCUCUGUUGAUGAAUGAUACACGAAAAAGGCUUUUGGAUAUGGGUUACAAGAACCCUAUUCUCUUGCUUCAUCCUUUAGGAGGUUUCACGAAAGCUGAUGAUGUUCCUCUUGAUGUUCGGAUGGAACAACAUAGCAAGGUUCUAGAAGAUGGAGUUCUUGACCCAGAAACUACUAUUGUCUCGAUCUUUCCAUCACCAAUGCACUAUGCUGGUCCAACUGAAGUUCAAUGGCAUGCCAAGGCUAGAAUCAACGCAGGUGCUAAUUUCUACAUUGUAGGUCGUGAUCCUGCAGGAAUGGGCCAUCCUACUGAGAAGAGAGAUCUUUAUGAUCCUGAUCAUGGGAAGAAAGUCUUAAGCAUGGCCCCUGGACUUGAGAAACUAAAUAUUCUUCCAUUUAGGGUUGCAGCUUAUGAUACAGUCGAGAAGAAGAUGGCAUUUUUCGAUCCUUCUCGUGCAAAAGAGUUUCUUUUCAUUUCUGGAACAAAGAUGCGAACUUAUGCAAGAACAGGGGAGAAUCCUCCAGAUGGGUUUAUGUGUCCGAGUGGAUGGAAUGUUCUUGUCAAAUACUAUGAGAGCUUGCAAGAAAGCGAAGAAUCGUCAAAACAACAAGCCGUUGUUUCAGCCUAAAGAAUCUAAUUAGCCUCUCUUUCAGAAUUGAAGCUUCUUAGUGAUCUAUAAGAGGCUUUUUGUUUCACCUCUUGGAAUUGUAUUGCUUAAACUAUUACCCUUGGAUCCAUGUUUUUUUGUCUCAUGGAAACUCAUAAUGUUCUGCAAACUCGAAACCAAAUAAUGUUUUUGAUGAUGAGAGAAGUUUGUUAAUAAUUUUCAAGGUCUUUAAUAA
Molecule: messenger RNA, 1843 nt
Organism: Camelina sativa (false flax)
Lineage: Eukaryota; Viridiplantae; Streptophyta; Magnoliopsida; Brassicales; Brassicaceae
Product: ATP sulfurylase 2
Biological process (GO): sulfate assimilation
Molecular function (GO): adenylylsulfate kinase activity; sulfate adenylyltransferase (ATP) activity
Source: RefSeq, a predicted model, not a curated record